This is a messenger RNA of Conger conger (European conger), 5526 nucleotides long. RefSeq names its product Smith-Magenis syndrome chromosome region, candidate 8a (gene smcr8a). Gene Ontology annotation, molecular function: GTPase activator activity. Gene Ontology annotation, cellular component: guanyl-nucleotide exchange factor complex. The transcript has 2 exons. The coding region runs from base 475 to 3201 and encodes 908 amino acids. Lineage: Eukaryota; Metazoa; Chordata; Actinopteri; Anguilliformes; Congridae. The record is from RefSeq and is a predicted model, not a curated record.
UGUCAAACCUGCAUUGACUUACGUGUGGCUUUACCUGUUUACUCGCACUGAUACACUACGGUAAACCCGAAAUGCCAGAUUUAUUCGUGGGACAAAAGCGUCUUCAAGUGAAUGACUGAUUAAGAAAUUGCCUGGCUAACGUUAGCUGGCUUGCUAGCUGCUGCUUGUGUUAUCCAUGAUGAGCUUGCUUUGAUUUGCAGUGUACAGCCGUUCAUAAUGAAUAGGAAUGUAUUCGGCUUUGAAACCAUAACUACUUUUAUUAUAGAUUUUGACAUUAUAUGCAACAUUGACUGACGGAAAUGGCGCGUUAUAAUAAUGUUAACCGAUAGAUUACAAGCGAACGUUUAUAUCAAUGUUAGAUAAGCUAGCUAAAUGGGUAUUUGUAUUACCAGCAAAAAAAAAAAAAAUGUCAAGACAGACUCCAGAAGUAGAAUGGUAGCUUUUUUCUCAUGUUAUUUGUAAAAUACAGGCAAUAUGAUUGGCUCACCUGAUUUGGUGGCAUUUACCAAAGAUGACGAUUUUGGGGAAACAGAUGUGGACCCCUGCUUACUCCCAGAUGAGUUUUCAGUGCCUCUAUUCACACACGCUGGAAAUUCCAACCCUUGGUCAAAGACUUCCUAUGCUAAAUUUGCCCGGGAUUUUAUUCUCAUAUCUGAGUUUUCAGAACAAGUUGGUCCACAGCCCUUACUCACCAUCCCAGAUGAAUCCAAAGUGUGCGGAACGUUUGAUCUGAACUAUUUCUCUCUCCGGAUCAUGUCUGUGGAUUACCAGGCCUCUUUUGUCGGACACCCUCCGGGGUGCAACUACCCAAAACUCAAUUUUGUGGAGGACUCAAAAGUUGUGCUUGGCGAUUCGAAAGAAGGGGCAUUUGCGUACGUCCAUCACCUCACCCUCUAUGACCUGGAGGCCCGUGGUUUUGUUCGGCCUUUUUGCAUGGCUUACAUUUCAGCUGACGAGAGCAAAAUUAUGCAGCAAUUUCAACAGCUCUCCACUGAGUUCUCCAAGGCCUCGGAGUGGUUGAAAACAGGAAAUCGGAAAGCAUUUGCAAGUGAGCUGAUCAAGAAACUGAAGGACCUUGAAUACACCAGAACUGUGUUGCACAAGGAGACUGAGCUGCAGAAGAAGAACAGUGGCUGCUACUCAACACAGGUGAUUGAUAAAGCCAACGAGCUGGCAAAUGUUGAAAAAUCCAUAUAUGAACACAAAGAUCUUUUGAGGCAGAUCACAUCCUAUCCAAGCAGGAAGAGGAUAGACUGUGAGUUUCCUCAGGAGUCAGACGACCCUGCCACCUCAGCCGAAAUGGACAAGAAAGCCACCCCCACAGAAUGUUCCCCCGAGGUUUCUCCAGAGGCCAUUACUGGCAAACGCAGACCCUCUUAUACCCCUCAGCUUAUAAAAGGAAAGUCUGCCAAGUGCUUCGAUAAGAGGCUGAAAACGCUCGAGGAGCUCUGCGAUUCAUACUUCUUCCACCAGACAAUGGAACAGCUGAGACUAAUAGAGAGUGCAUUCCGGGGAGACCUGUGUCACAUUUACACCAAUCAGAUUAGCCAGGCCUUGCUGAAGAAGCAGAAAAUCACAAACUUCCUCUAUGAAGUGUACAACGAUUGGGAGGAUGAGGCCGUUUCAAAACCGUCCUUUGCGGGGAAUCUGCCUCCUCCCACCCCUCUCCUGUUGGGGGCACCGCAGAGCCCAGAGGCUGUGCACGCUGACCUGGACGCAGAGACUAGUGUGGAAAAACCUCAGGAAGCGGAGUUGACCGAGUCCAGCCCCAGUGACCUCACCCAGGAGAAUUCUGACGAAGGCACUGAUGCGGAGAUGAAGGUGAGCAGUGGGAGCAGUGGCGAGAGUGUGGAUGCAGCCGGUCCUGAGAGACCUGAGAAACACUCUGAAGCUGAAGCAGUCCCUCAGGCGUUCUGUCCCGACGUUGUCGAGGGCAAUGCAGCGGGCACGGUGGAUGAUGGGGAGGACAACGAUGAGCGGGUAAGCGCCACCGAUUCACCUUCGCCUGAGCAUAACCGAGCAUCUUACCAAAGUGCCAUUCAUGAGCAGGAACCUUCUGUGAAGGUCGACGGUGACAUGGGCGGUGACGAACCGAAAUCCCCUGGCCUUACACAGGACCUGGACUUGACUGGUGACAGUGUUUUACAAGCGAGCACAAUGGUCCAAGCAGAUGCCUCAUGCUGCAUGGGGCAGGAGAAGCUCCAGUACGAAGAGCCUUCCCCUGAGCUGGCAGAGAAUGGCUUUCCUGAUAGAGUCGUCAAGCGGGAACCCCAGUCUUGCCUGCAGGGGGACCUCACUCUCGGUAAGGCAGUGACCGCUGAAGACUCCCCGGCUGUGCCUAACGCACUGAACUCUGACGGCCUCUCGGAUGACAUGUUCAGGAUGAAUCUGGACGACCUCUCUGACGCUACCAGCUUCAUGAGCGCCUCUACUAAUUCCGACAGGUUGUCGUCUCCCUGUCACUAUAGCAACCCUGUUACUUUGAAACAAAAGAAAAGGGCUGGACAGAAUGCUCUGAGGUUCAUAAGACAAUACCCAUUUUCCCAGCAAGCUAUAUUCUGUGUCCUGACCGGAAGGACCCUGGUGGUCCUGGGAGCUGAUGAAAGGACCGUGAGAAAGCUGGUAAACGCCUUAUCUAUCUUUGUUCCCAAUCUCGGCAAAUAUGGUGAAACGGUCCAACCUUGGCUUUCCUGUCCUUUCCAACUGACCGAUCUGCAGAACUGGAAGAUCAUUGGCCUUCACAGGAUGGCUUCUCCCACUGGUUCCAGCAUGCUCCACUCGCUGAACCGCUACGCCCGCUACAUUGGCGUGCUGGAUGCCGACCAAAAGACGCUCCGCUGCCCGCCUUACAGGGGCUCCCUGAUUGGCAACAUGGCAAACCACCGGACUCAGAUCAAGCGCGGGAGCACGUACUUCAUGCAUGUGCAGUGCAUGCUGACUCAACUCUAUUCCAAGGCUUUUCUCUACACUUUCUGCCACCACCUCCACCUUCCCAUAAGCCUCAGCGAGGACCAAGAAACUGUGGCUUCCCGCAGGUCCAGCUUUCUGCACCAGCAAUUGGGCUACAACGAGGAGGACAGCAAGAUGAUCCAGUUCCUCUCAGAGCUGAUAAAACAGUCCUACCUUCAGGGGCCUGGCAGAAUGGUCCACCCACCGGGAUUUUGCUUCAGCUACAUUCCCAGCUUCGUGCACAAAAUUUAGGCUGGAAUGCUUCACACACUGGAUUGUAAUUUAAAUUUUGUUGUAAGGAUUUGUUGUGGACUUACCCUGGCGAAAAAUGGGAGACCAAGUUAUUUUCAUUAUUCACCCGUGGUAAGCAUUGCAAUGCAGCCAAUAAGUUCGGAAUUCCUAAUUUGUGGAUUUGGAGUGGUAGUUGGGGAUGGAUGUUUGUCAUUGCUAUGUAAACGUUAUAUGUAAUUGGGUCUGAAAAUAUACACAAAACUAAAUGAUAGGCAGAAGAAAAGUGACAGAAUCUCAAGUCUAGGAUUAAUUAUUUAAAAGUGUCCAGCACAUUUUCUGUCUACGCAAAUGUCAAUAAAAAAACAAUUUAUAUUAAUCGGAUAGUGGCAAUGUGUUGCAGUGCAUUGUGGACUCCGUAGGAGCGGAAAAUAGGACCAAAAGCACAACGAUGGAAGUUUUGUAAUCUAAAUCUACAUAUACUCUAUAUAAACAUAUGUAACGUUAUGGUGUACUUACUGCCCACUGGCAUAUGUUAGCGGAGCUUGAACUUUGUGUGUGACCAACUUAAUACUGCCAUCUACAAUUUUAAACCAGCAGCCAUGCUUUUUGAAUCUGUCAUGUAAAGAAAAUAUGGUUGUAGUUUAGAGUGAACUAAAAAAGCAAAAAAUAUCUGCUUCAAGUCUGUUCUGUUCAUCAUUAUGAUUUAAAGGACGUGUUUCUAACAUACACUUGUCUUCACUGCAAAAUCUUAAGUACAAUGUAAGAACAGAAAAUGGUCAGGAUAUUCAUCUCUUCAAUCCCAAUCAUGUUUUUACUGACCAUUCUAUCAACCCUUAAUCUAUGCACAACUACAUGCAAUCUUUUACAGUUUAUCUUGUAAAUGCAAUAUUUUUAAAGAAAUGGCACCACUUUAAAAGUAUCUUUCAUGGCACCACUUUAAAAGUACAAUUCAGUUAUCCUAGUAUCCUUUUUCCAUUUCAGAGAAUAUCAAAACACAAUGAUUGUAUAUUGCCCAAUGUGGAGCUUUGACUGACUGUUUGGCAUGCCUGUGUGUUUUACAUCCAUCCCUUGGUACAGUCAGGAAACUCCCUGUUGCCAAAGUGUUUUUUUCCCCUCCCAUUUAUAUAAGCAACUUAAAAGUAAUCAGGUUCUGUCACCUUCGCUUCAGAUUAAAGUUCAGGGCCCUUGAAUGUUAUGCAUGCUACAAAUGGUGUAAUGUAUAGCUUUGCUUCAAAAUGUCAGUUUUCAUGUUUACAUGCACACUUAAGCACCCUUCCUGUCCACGGCUCGAUUGUAAAGGGCCAGUGUUGUAGAUCAUGUUCAGUAAAAAUAUUUAGGUGUUAACGAUAUUGCUGCUGUCUGUUUGUGAAAGUGCGUCAGUGUAUGUAGCUGUAGGUUUUUAGUGGCAGAUCAUUGCGUUUUGUUUGUCGACUGUCCCAGUAUAAGCUUAUUGAUCUAGCCUUGCUUUAGUACGUUUCCAUAAAUCUAACGGCCAGUUUUAAAGAUGGAUGAUUGCAAUAAACGGCUGGUGAUUUUUUUUUUUCAUGGUAUACUGGGGAUUACUGCUGCGAGAACUCUGCUAAAUUAAACAUUUUGCUAUUCCACAGUAGUUGUAGCCAUUAAUUGUUGUUCGUCCUGUUGUGGAUGCGUCUACACUCGAACACAACGAUUGUCCCAACAUAAACCCAGCAGACCAUGAAGUUCCUUUCAGACCAGCCGAUUUCUCUCAUCUCCUUUCUGCUGAUGGCGUGCUCAGUCUACAGGCAUUGUGAUGACAUAACCAGUUCUGAAUGUAAUUUCGGAUAAGCCAUAUAUUGUAGUUCGUCCUUUUUUGACAGUAAUGUGUGGUAGGAAAGUGUGCCAUUUUACCCAUUGUGGUAAAACUGUGAAGCAUAUUUUCACAUUUAUUGGAAAUAUUACUUGACAAACCUCAUGUUACUCUAUCCUUGAUUAUGGGGAAUAAUGAAUCCUGAAUGUGGAACUUGACUCGGACUAAUUGCAGUUUUUAUUGUUUAGUUUUUUUUCAAUAAACAUGCCUGAGGCAAAUAUUUUGCCUCCAAAAACAUUACUCAAGAAAAAUGUUUUAAUUUACUGUUCUUUACACUCCCAUUCAUCAUUAUGUAAAGCAGCAAGCUGAUUUCUGCAAUCUCUGUACAGCAUGAAGUCCUGUUUUGCGUAGUCUGUGUGAAUGCAGUCACAAUUUGAUUUAGCGAUGUUUCAUAGGGAACAGGGUUGUUUUAAUCAUUUGAUCUUAAACUUUAGUAUGUAUGUGUUCUGCUGAAAAUGUUGUAAACGCUAGGUGGGGGGGAUCCGUAUUUUGAUCGUAUAAUAAAAUAAUUAAAACUG